AUGCUCAAGAUGAUCCUUAUAAUCUGUCUGCUGCUGCUGCUUCCCAAAGUGGCUCACUCGGCUGAGGGUCACUUUGCUCAGAAACUUCUGAAUGAUUUGAUGGAGAAUUAUUCCAGCGCUCUGCGGCCUGUGGAGGACACAGACAGUGCCCUCAAUGUCACCUUACAGAUCACCCUCUCUCAGAUCAAAGACAUGGAUGAGAGGAACCAGGUGCUGAUCGCCUACCUGUGGAUCAGGCAGACGUGGCAUGAUGCGUACCUGAAGUGGAAUAAAGAGGACUAUGAUGGACUGGAUGUGAUCCACAUCCCCAGCAGCCUGGUGUGGAGGCCUGACCUUGUCCUCUAUAACAAGGCCGACGAUGACUUCUCAGGGCCGAUGGAUACCAAUGUGAGACUGCGCUACAACGGAGAGAUAACCUGGGAUGCUCCUGCCAUCACCAAGAGUUCAUGUGUGGUGGACGUCUCCUACUUCCCCUUCGACAACCAGAAAUGCAACCUGACUUUUGGUUCCUGGACCUACAAUGGCAACCAGGUAGACAUCAUUAUGGGUAUGGACAGCGGUGACCUCUCAGACUUUGUGGCAAAUGUAGAGUGGGAGUGCGGCGGGAUGCCGGCCACCAAAAAUGUCAUCAUGUACGGCUGCUGCUCUGACCCGUAUCCUGACAUCACCUACACAGUGAUCCUGCAGCGCCGCUCCUCUUUUUACAUCUUCAACCUCCUCCUCCCUUGCUUCCUCAUCUCCUUCUUGGCUCCUCUGGGGUUCUACCUGCCUGCAGACUCUGGGGAGAAGGUUUCCCUGGGGGUGACGGUUCUUCUCGCUCUUACUGUGUUUCAACUAAUGGUGGCUGAGAGCAUGCCUCCAUCUGAGAGUGUGCCUCUUAUAGGGAAGUACUACAUUGCCACUAUGACCAUGGUCACAGCCUCCACAUCUCUCACCAUCUUCAUCAUGAAUAUCCACUUCUGUGGUGCAGAGGCCAAGCCAGUCCCACACUGGGCAAAAGUCCUCAUUAUUGACUACAUGUCCAAGAUUUUCUUUGUUUAUGAGGUGGGCGAGAACUGUGCCUCUGUAUCCUCCUCCUCCUCCUCUUCGUCUUCUCACUUCCCCCAGGAUGACAAUCACCACCAGAACCACAUUCAUGUGAAUGGUAAGCCAGGGAGCCAGAAUAGCCAGGACCGACAGGGUCACAAAUACCCUAGACCUCAGACCCCCAAGCCACAACACCAUCCCAGAGUCAAAGCCCAGCAUCACAUCACCAGAGAAGACAGGAGCCACCUCUCCAGUUAUGCACCUGGGAAAUAUGAAGGGUCUAAUGGGAAAAUUCUGACAGGUGGCUGCUGUAAAGAAGACCAGAAGGUCCCCUGCUACUCUGAAAACCAAAAGCUGCCAUGCUGCCCUGAAGACAAAAAACCUCCACCUCAAGGCCCCACUGUUACCUUUGGUCCCUGUGUGUUCUGUAGCCAUGGCAGUGCCCUCCCUGGUGUGGACACCAAGCUUGUGCGUAACGUUGAAUAUAUCGCCAACUGUUUCCGAGAGCAGAAGGCCACGUGCGCCAAAGGGGCCGAAUGGAAGAAGAUCGCGAAGGUGAUGGACAGAUUCUUCAUGUGGAUCUUCUUCAUCAUGGUUUUCCUCAUGAGCAUCCUCAUAAUUGGCAAGGCACCAUGACCAAGCAGCUGCUGCUUAUUAAUAUUUGACUCUUGACUUGGUCAAAUAAAAAUCAAAAAUCAA
Larimichthys crocea (large yellow croaker) is the source of this 1725-nucleotide messenger RNA. RefSeq names its product neuronal acetylcholine receptor subunit alpha-9-II. The record is from RefSeq and is a predicted model, not a curated record. The transcript is spliced from 6 exons. Gene Ontology annotation, molecular function: transmembrane signaling receptor activity; acetylcholine-gated monoatomic cation-selective channel activity. Gene Ontology annotation, biological process: monoatomic ion transmembrane transport. NCBI's taxonomy places the organism in Eukaryota, Metazoa, Chordata, Actinopteri, Sciaenidae. Gene Ontology annotation, cellular component: postsynaptic membrane. The coding region runs from base 1 to 1662 and encodes 553 amino acids.